AGCUCACCAGCCAGAGUUCUAUAUACAACGCGACGGGCAGACAUUAGCUCUGACUUGAUAACAACAUGGCGGAAAAGACGGAUAAUAACAACUGUAGUAUCUGUUUAAACGACUUUACAGAACCUAAAACUAUCGAAUGUGGACAUGAAUUUUGUGUGAAAUGUUUGGAAGAUUAUGUCAGUAAAGUUGGCAAAGAUAACCGGUUCCCAUGUCCUCUGUGUCGUGAAGAUGUCACCAUUCCUGAUGGUGGAAUUGAUACCCUUCCAUCCAGCAUUUCUGGUGUAAAUACGGAGAACGAACCAAUUAAAAGUCCAUCACCGAAUUGUGAAGCAUGUAAGAAGAACGCCAAAUCAAAGUUCCAUUGCUUAGAUUGUAAGAAAUGUUUAUGUGCAUCCUGUAAAACCCCACACGAUUCGUUUUUCUCGGAUCAUCGUGUUUCAGAACUAGCUCAUAGUAGAAAUACAGCUGAUGGGAGUCGGCCAUUUUGUUAUCGUCAUAAAACUGAGAUUUUGGAGUUUUAUUGUAAAGAUUGUUGCCAGAUUAUUUGUAAAGAAUGCCAGAUAUCAGAUCACAAAGGUCAUGACACGCCGGAAAUAAACCAGUACGGAAAAGAGGCUCUGACAGAAUUGACAAAUUUGAAAAUAGAAUUUGAAAAAAAGAUAACAGAACAGACGAAUUAUGUUGAUGAUGUCAACAAAAAGAUUUCCGCUUUAAACACGUCUGUCGUCACAUCCUGUGCUGAAAUUGAUCAACAAGUAAAAACUAUCUGUGAGGCUGUCACGAGGAAAGGCAGUGAAUUUAAACUGUAUAUUCAAAACGCACACGAAAAGGAAGAAAGAAAGAUGAAGAGGAUUGUGGAAUCAUCAAAAAAUUUCAUUGACGAGUUAGAGGAGUCCGUGGACAAUAUUAACACUAUUUUGAAAGUUGAUUCAAUGUAUGACGUAUUAGAUGUGCUGCCAACAAUCAAAAGACAACAGGGAGAAAAUGAGGCACGUGAACUUAUCAAGUUAUAUGAAGUCAGCAGCAAAGUCCACCUUGGAGAGAUAAAUACUUCAACCCUUGAUGAAAUGAUAGGAAGGAUAGAGAUAACCCGAAACAAGGAGCUUACACACACCUUUAAACAUAGUGAAGUGACGAGAGACUGGAGAUUCAGUCCUGUCUAUAAAGUAGAAGAUAGAUUGUGGCAUUUCAAAGUUUAUCAAAGUUUAAGAGGUAGGCCUAUCCAGUGCCGUCUUACACUUGGUAUGAUGGUUUAUGGAGAAAAUCUAAUAUCAGGCAAAACUAAAGUUACCAUAAAACUUAUCAACAACACCGAUGUAACGAAAACGGUAGAUUAUACUCCCCAACCUACAACCACACUGUUUGCCACAGAAUUCAUCUGGAACGAUGUUUGCUUUAUGAGACAUUUGUCGCCAGCUGGAUUUGUAAACAACGAUCAAUUUACUGUCCAGGCAACACUUGUUGUUACAGAUAUAAAGACAUAAUAAUGUUAUCUAUAAAUAGAUCGUGUAUAAUAAUUGUAUAGUCACUCCAUGUGUAAUAUGAUUAUAGUCCCUAUAAUUAGAUCGUGUAUAAUAAUUGUAUAAUCACGAUACCCCAGGUGUAAUAUGUUAUAAUCACUGUAACAUGUAUAGUAUAACCGUUGUUAUAACACAUACAGCCAAGUAUAACCGUUGUUAUAACAUAUUAUAUAAUUCGGCAUAACCCUUGUUAUAACAUAUUUAUAGUUCAGCAGUAUUAUAGUUCAGCAGUUAAAACAUAUAUAGUUCGGUAUAACUGUUAAUAUAACAUAGUUCAGUGUAACAGCUGUUAUAUCAUAGUUCAGCGUAACAGUUGUUAUAACAUAGUUCAGUAUAACCGUUGUUAUAACUUAUAUAGUUCAGUAUAACCGUUAUUACAACAUAGAUAGUUCAGUCUUAUCGCUGUUAUAACAUAUAUAAUUUAGUAUAAAAGUUGUUAUAACAUAGUUCAAUAUAACCGUUGUUAUAUCAUAUAUACAUGUAGUUCAGUAUAACCGUUAUUAUAACAUAGAGACUCCAGUCUUACCACUGUUAUAACAUAGAUAGUUCAGUCUUACCGCUGUUAUAACCCUUGUUUUAACAUAUAUAGUUCAGUAUAACCCUUGUUGUAACAUACAUGAUUCAGUAUAACCCUUGUUAUACCAGAUAUAAUUCAGUAUAACUGCUGUUUCAACAGAUAUAGUUCAGUAUAGCUGUUUUUACAACAUAUAUAAUUCAGUAUAACCCUUGUUAUAACACAUAUAGUUCUCUAACACCGUUGUUAUAACAUAUAAUAGUUCAGUAUAACCGUUGUUAUAAAAAGAUAUAUAUAUAUAUAUACAUGUAUGUUUAUUUUGUGGUUUUCUACUUAGAUGUUAUAAACUAUAACACAUGGUAAUGGAAAACAGCUAUUGAUAUAUUUGGGAGAUGCUUCAAGGAGUAUUCUUUCAAUAUAUAAGUAGCUGUUUUCCAUAAAUAUGUAUUAUAAUUCAUGAUUCUAUCCAGUUACUGAAAAGCAACUGUCAUCAUCAAUAAUAAAUUUGUAGUUCAAUAUCACUGUUGUUCAAAACACAUAUAAAGGAAACUCAAAAUUAUUUACCCUUUGAAGGUCAAAAUGGAUGUUAAAGUAAACAAAGAUAGCAAUUAUAACUUCGCUAGUUUUGAUUCAUCACUGAAAUUUAAUCGUCAUGCCAGCCAGUUACGUCACAGGGGCCUAAAAUGUCAUUUCUUGUAUUUCCUAGGGUCAACAUUUUAUCUGCCCAUAAUACAUUUAUAGCCCCCGAAGUCAAUAGUUUGCAAGAUAUGAAAUUCGAUCACCAUGCCUGUUAUAUAGUGUGUAAUGUCAUAGUCACAGGGACAUAAAGAUGUUACUUUUGGAUUCCUUAGGGUCAACUUCCUAUUUGUCCAUAAUAAACUGAUAGGCCCUAAAAUGAAUAGUUUGCAAGAUAUCUGUCAAUUUAGACGCAUUUGUUUUUAUGCUAAUUAGAAGGUCAACAACUCAAUUUUUGACUUGGGAACAUGGAUAUUCGUUUUAAGCACACCAGAAUCAUUAAGAAAAGUAAAGUUCCCAUUUUUUACCAAAAAGUGCUUUUAACAUCCAACAAAAAUUAGUCUAUUAAAUUCUAAUGUUUUUUUAUUAAUUUUUUGAGCUUAUUCGGUUUUGAAGAUUUUAUCACAGAUGAAGGAUGCAUUUAUAGGAAUAGAACUAUCUUAGCAGAACUCGAGCAUGAUGUAACUAAGUUGCACAUGCGCGGCAAAAAUACAGUUUGUAGCUUACUCAACGCUAUUAGAGGUAUCCUACUAAUAACAUUUUCCUCUGUCGAUGGAUUAUAUCACUGAUGAUAAUUUAGGUAUAUAGCUAACCGUUCUUCAAUAAAAUGAAAAUGAAAUUGGGUAUAACCCCUACUUGUCUGCACCAAACGGUGAGGCGUUUCCAUCCACUCUUCAAAAUCUGAAGGGUUCUGUUACUGGAACGCCAAACAGAAGAGUAGUCAAACCAACCCAGUUUCCUGUGUGUUGCAGAACUGAGGGCUUAGUCAUGGCGGCACCCAGUCGUUCGGAUGGGACUAAAACCUAACAGAAUUCAAUUCCUGUACGGAAGAAAUUCCAAUAAUAUAUGUCCGUCCUCAUUAUACCGGUAGAAAUGAAAUGGGGUUUAACGUCAUACUGCUCUGCUCCAACUUGGCUAAUGAAGACGGGUAUCUCGGUAGAUGCAGUAGCCCCACUUCAUUCAUAAAUAUUUUUCAUAUUUCGUGUGAAACCUUGGGGUCGUGAGAAGACCAACCUUAUCGAUAUUCACCGUCUGAUUAACCGUCUGCGAGCUUCCAUUCCGGACAUAUCCCCGCCCCCCAAUAUCCUUUCUGUGUUUCUGAAAACCUUGUUAAUGUGUGAGAGACGACAGUUUUUAACAUAUUUUUUUCAAAUUUGACGUGAAGCAUUCGGACUGUGAUAAGAUUGCCCCUAUUGGUAUUAUUAUUAUUAUUAUUAUUAUUUAUUAUUUUUAUUAAGGAUUUAGGUCAAAGACCCAUAGAUCCAAAUCAUAAUACAAUAAAGUGGUCAGAUAAGACAGUGGUAUGGUAUGGAUUGGUAAUAAUUCAUAGAUAUAUAUAUAUAUAUAAACAUGUAACUAUAACAAUAUAAUAAAUGAUACGUGCAGGUAGAUUACUUUUCAACAGCCUUGGUGUAUAGAAAUGGUGAGAUGGUCAGUAAAUAGGAUUUAGGACUGGGUUUUUAACAAUUUGUUUCUUAAUACCCAUACCCUAUCUAUAAAAGUAGAUAAUUGUAACAAACGGUUUUCAUCGCAUGUUAAUAAUAAAUUAUAGAAUCCAUUCUCUUCGUUAAUGUAGUCACUCAAAUAUUGAACUCGUAGUUCAUGAUAUGUCUUACACACAAUAAAUAUAUGGUACAAAUCUUCAAUUAUAUUGGGUGUACAAAACAUGCAAUUCGGAUGCUUGGAUAGUUUUCUCUUAUAUAAAUUUGCUCCUGUGGAGAAGAGAUUUAACCUUAAUUUUGUGACAUUUCUCUUUGCCUGCUUAGGGAUUUGUGCAGACAAGUAUUUUUCU
This is a messenger RNA of Patella vulgata (common limpet), 4561 nucleotides long. RefSeq names its product E3 ubiquitin-protein ligase TRIM71-like. The transcript has 2 exons. Gene Ontology annotation, molecular function: zinc ion binding. Lineage: Eukaryota; Metazoa; Mollusca; Gastropoda; Patellidae. The record is from RefSeq and is a predicted model, not a curated record. The coding region runs from base 66 to 1484 and encodes 472 amino acids.